AUGUCAUCUAAAGCUGCUUCAUUCGUGGAAGCGAUCGCUUCUCGCCGUACAAUUUAUUCUCUAAAGCCCGUCUUACCGGAGAAGGUCGAAUUGAAGGAGGUUCAACAAAUAGUGCAAGAUAUUAUCAAACACACCCCCACAUGCUUCAACUCGCAGGGAAACCGCGCAUUAGCUUUAUCUGGCGAAAGCCACAAGCGCGUUUGGGACCAUGUGUACCAAACUCUUCCGCUAGAGAAAUUCAAAGCCAAACCACUUGCCGCAAGAGACGAUGCGGUUGGAACCGUCGUAUUCCUCGUGAAAGACUCCAAGACCAAGGAAUUGCAGGAAAGGUUUCCUAUCCGAGCAGACAUUUUCCCAGAGUUGAUUGCUCAUUCGUCGGGAUCGGCCCAAUUGUCAACUUGGACUGCUCUCGAACUACUGGGGUUUGGGGCUAAUCUGCAACACUUCAACGACUUGAUCCUGCAAGCACUCCCCAAGGACGUCAUAGAGGAUGACUGGUCCGUUCAAGGCCAGCUAGUUUUCGGUCUGCCUGCAGCAGCUGCUGGAGAAAAGGCUUUUGACGAAAAUGAAGUGCCACUACUUGUAUAG
Lachancea lanzarotensis is the source of this 588-nucleotide messenger RNA. RefSeq names its product LALA0S11e01244g1_1. Bases 1 to 588 code for a protein of 195 amino acids. Gene Ontology annotation, biological process: cellular response to oxidative stress. Lineage: Eukaryota; Fungi; Ascomycota; Saccharomycetes; Saccharomycetales; Saccharomycetaceae. The record is from RefSeq and is a predicted model, not a curated record. The transcript has a single exon.